Messenger RNA from Colletotrichum karsti, 978 nucleotides. RefSeq lists its product as uncharacterized. The transcript is spliced from 8 exons. Gene Ontology annotation, molecular function: mRNA binding. Gene Ontology annotation, cellular component: nucleus. Bases 1 to 978 code for a protein of 325 amino acids. The record is from RefSeq and is a predicted model, not a curated record. Gene Ontology annotation, biological process: mRNA export from nucleus. Lineage: Eukaryota; Fungi; Ascomycota; Sordariomycetes; Glomerellales; Glomerellaceae.
AUGGCGGACAAGAUGGACCGUAGUCUCGACGAGAUCCUCGCUGAAAAGAAAAGCGACGGUCCUCGCAACAACCGCAGAGGCGGUGGCGGCGGUGGCGGUGGUGGUCCUCGAAGGCGCGAACGCGAACGUCAAGAAUACCCUCGUGAUGGCGUCAGAAAGUCGUUCCGUGACGAGUCCAGAAACCUCGAUAGUGAAUGGGUCCACGAUCGUUUCGAAGAACACGAUUCUCGCCGCGGCCCGGCCAACCGACGAAGACGCGACGAGCCUGAUCACAGAGAUGCUAGCAGCUCAAAGCUACGCGUCGAGAAUAUACACUAUGAGCUGACGUCUGAGGACCUCGAGGAGCUGUUCAACAGAAUUGGACCCGUGGUUAAGGUGGACCUGAAGUACGACCGCGCCGGACGGUCCGAGGGUGUUGCGUUUGUCACGAUGCAAUCUCGCGAAGACGCUCAGGAAGCGAUCAAGGAGUUUGAUGGUGCCAACGCCAAUGGACAACCUAUCAAAUUGUCUUUUGUGGGAGGCGGGCACGGCGGUCGAUCUCGCAAUCCUUUCGACUCGGCGGUCAUGCCUGGCCGUCCCCUCUCCGAGCGCAUCUCUGCACCCGGAGGCAGAUCAAGGUCAUUGUCUCCCGGUCGCAAGUACGACGUCGACGACGCUGCGAGCAAGGGAAUCGAUAGAUACGUCCCGGGAACCCGCUCGCGUAGCCCCAUGCCGCGUCGACGUGGCGGCGGCGGCGGCGGUGGCGGACGCAGACCGGGUGCCCGCAGAGAGGGACAACGAGACCAGGAAGGUGGUCGUGGUGGAGGUGGUGGAGGCGGUAGGAACCGGACCCGUAAGACGCAGGAGGAGCUCGAUGCCGAGAUGGCGGACUACUUCGGCGGAGGAAACUCCGAGGAGACUGCGCCUCAGGCCAACGGUGGCGCGAAUGCUGCAGCCGCGACUGCAGCCCCCAACGACGAUAUCGACAUGAUUGAGUGA